This is a messenger RNA of Salvia hispanica, 922 nucleotides long. RefSeq lists its product as uncharacterized. NCBI's taxonomy places the organism in Eukaryota, Viridiplantae, Streptophyta, Magnoliopsida, Lamiales, Lamiaceae. The record is from RefSeq and is a predicted model, not a curated record.
CUUGCGCUCUAUAAAUCUACACCGCCAACUUACACGAUUAUUCCUCUCCUUCAAACCGAAAUUGAACCAUUUUUGUGCUGUGCAUUUUUCUCCGAAUUGAUAAAAUGCAGGUGACCACAGCACUAUCGCUCUCCCCCAGCUUCAGCAGCUACUGCAAAGUCGCCGAAAUCGCAGCUCGAACAGCCGAUGAAUUUUCCGACGAGAGGAAAAAUUGCGAUGAAAAUGAGGAAGAAUUUGAGUUCUCGAUGACGGCGAGGAAUUCAAAGUUGCAGUCGCAGACUUCCGCCGGCGACAUUUUCCACAACGGUGAGAUCCGUCCGGUUUACUCUGUCUUCAAUCGAGAUUUUUCACUCGGACGCGUCGCAAUUAAGAAUGAAAUCGGAAUUAAAAAUAGCGUCCGCGAUUCGGUUUCUCCGAAGAUCCGGCUUCCGCUGAGGAAGCUGUUUCUAGAGGAGAGGGAAACGACGAUUGCGAUGUCGUCGAGCUCGUCGGAGGAUGCGGACGAGAUCGACGGCGUAGCGGCGGUGACCUACUGCGUUUGGCCGCCGAAGGCGGAGGAAGAAGGGCGGUGCAAUAAGAGCAGCUCGGCCGGGUGCAAUUCGAAGAGAUGGAAGCUGAAAGAUUUUCUGCACAGGAGCCACAGCCAUGGAAGUGAGAAGGAUUUCGUCGAAUUGCAGGAAAUUGAAAACAAAUCUGGCGGGAAAGUGGAAGUGGUGGCGCCGCCGUAUAAUUUGAACGGCGGAGAGAAGGAGAGAUCGUAUUUGGGCCUCUUCGGUGAUGUAAAUGCGUUGAGAAGAAAUUUGGAGUCAUUUUGAGAUUUCUGAAUUUAAAAUGUCAUUUUGUUACAGUAUUUAUUUAUUUUUGGAUUUUGGCUUGUAUUUGCUACUUUUGUUGUGUUUUUGCUUCUUUUUAAUGUAAUUAU